This is a messenger RNA of Pyricularia pennisetigena, 864 nucleotides long. RefSeq lists its product as uncharacterized. The transcript has 3 exons. The coding region runs from base 1 to 864 and encodes 287 amino acids. The record is from RefSeq and is a predicted model, not a curated record. NCBI's taxonomy places the organism in Eukaryota, Fungi, Ascomycota, Sordariomycetes, Magnaporthales, Pyriculariaceae.
AUGCAUGUUCGUAUUGCUGCUGGCAAGCUCUACCGCCAAUCUCAGCCCCGCGCCCGGGUCCAUCCUCCAGUUUCCCGUGGAUCAGACGCUCUGUCCGCGGCUAAAAUCCUGACCAACGUGGGAGGGUACGAGCCCGAUGCCGUCUCGGCCUGCCUCCACAACAAUACCAACCUCACAGGCCUCUUGUACGCCCUCGUGCUGGUCUCGCUCGCGCCACUUCUUGACGCUGGCAAAGUCAGCAACGACGGACAGCCACUCGAAUCAUUCACCUCGGCGGACCUGCGGCUCCUUGUGCCCCGGCGCGCCGACGAAUACCUUUGGUUCAACCCGCUAGGGACCAUGGGUAAUUGCUUUACGCUCGUGGGGCACGCUUUCGAGAUGCGGGAGGCGAGGACCAGCAGCAGCGGCCCAGGGAAGUGGCGUGGAGGCAGCAAGUCUUCUGGCUCGUCCUCGGCCGAGCCCGGUCCACGACCAGUUCGGACCGGCACUGGCCGCGGCCAGAACAACAAGAAUCGCGGCCCCGGGUCUUCGUUGGCGUGGCCGUCCAACCUCGAGCUCCCGAGCACCUCGUCGUCGUCGGACCUUCCGUUCGACUUUCCUUACGCCGAGACCCCGUCGCCCGCUCCCAGACCCAGGCCCGAGUACACGGAGGAGGAGAUUGCUCGGUUCAGGAAGAACCGGCCUCCCCACCACGUUCAUCUCCCCCCGAGCAUCAUGACCAUGCCCUCCAAUCCGUCGUCGACUGGGACGGUCAUCCGGAGGCAGGAGUGGGACGGGCCCUCGAGGGUUCAUUCGUGCCGCACCUUGAGGGCCGAGGACAGGCCGAGGGACCCAAGGCAGAAUAGGAGUGACCCCUAUCACUAA